Ectocarpus sp. CCAP 1310/34 is the source of this 1287-nucleotide messenger RNA. Lineage: Eukaryota; Phaeophyceae; Ectocarpales; Ectocarpaceae. The record is from the annotation of a GenBank genome assembly.
GCCAGCCGCCGCAGUCGAGCUGCUGGGCGCACUAGAUAACCAACCGUAGCAGACGCUCUCAUCGUUGCCUUCUACCCAAUCAGCAUCCACCACACAACAGUGCUUAUGGCGUGGCGGGCCAGCCUCUCUCGCAAUGUUCGAGAGCUAAGGUUUUGCUGUUGCAAUAUCAGCCAGAGUGGUGCUCCGGUCCGAGAAUUCUUCCGAACCAACUACGCUGAGCUCAAGACGUUGAACCCGGGUUUCCCUAUAUUGCUUCGGGAAGGCACGGGUGCUGAUCCUUAUCUCCUGGCUACCUAUGACUACGGAGUGGAGCACCGUCUUUCAUUGAGCGGGCUUUCACAAGAGAAUAUCGCCAAGGAGGUGGAGAAGGCUGUAGAGAAGGGGUCGUCCCUGCCGCUGUCACCGAUGCAGCCUUCUUUCAGAUCGGCAUCCGCUGGUGCGGUCGAGGCGUAGGACGAUGGCCGCCAGAGCUUGACUUUUUAAGUGUCGAUGGCCAAACACGCAUCGUAACACUGCCACGUGUGAGGGGGCCUAGCGACCUCAGAUACGAUUUUUUUUUGUUACUGGAAUGCGGAAUGGCAAUUUGCUACCGAUUUUGCGUAGUAGGAUCACAGGUGUGUGAUAACCGCAAAUAGUUCGUGUCAGGCUUUUAGAUCGGGUGUCCAUGUAGGCCUGGUUCUGUGAUUGCUUUGGCGCCAACGUGGGACAGCAGUAGUACGAACAACAACAAUGAAUUUACUUACCUGUUCCGUGCGUGAUUCUCUGUUUGGUGAGCGUUGGUCGGUCACGUCAAAGCUUUCACUCGCAAAUGACCGUUGUAAGUUGGGUUUUCAUCAGUCAACAUUCGGGUCGUGAAGAGGCUCGUUGCGCAGGUGGCGUAUCGUACCAUCUGUUCGUUUGACGAGACGCCUGCACAAUCACUAUACUCUUCCCCGUGACGUAUCUUUUUUUACGUCAGCCGCUGUCAUGUGGUAUCAACAGGCCAGAUGGGGUUUGAGGAUCCUUGUCAUGAGAAGAGCAAGAGGAGAUUAUUUGGUUCGAACGCACGUACCCUUGUGGCACGUGUGAUAUUGUCAUCGAACAUCUCGUGCUAGAUUGAAAGUUGAGUUCCCCCUUGUCUUGUGUCUUUCUGCUAACGAACUGGUAGAGAUUUGCUAUUUCAUCCCAGUUGUUCAUCAUCGCGCGCAGUUUUUGCUACCUCAAGGCCUUACCUUUGUUCUUGAGUAUCAUGAGGGUUCUGAUACUUCAUCCUGAAGCCACUUUCUCGCGUGUUCAAGAGUUCCUACA